UGUUACGAGAUUAUUGUUCCUGCCCUUUUCUUUCUUCCUUCCGCCUCGUUUUCCUUUCCCUUCCUCGAGAAAACGGCCUGCCGCCGAGGGGCUCCUUUAGAACCAGAGAUCUUCGAGGAGCCUCUGCAGCUGCGACUAUAGCUAGCAGAAGUUAAGGUUCUAGCUCCGACAGCGGGAAAAGGCUCGAGGAGGAGGAGGAGGAGGAGACUUGGGAAGAAGGAAAAGGGGAGCAUGGAGAAGUACGAGGUGGUGCGCGACAUCGGAUCGGGGAACUUUGGAGUGGCCAAGCUGAUGCGGAACAAGGAGACUAGAGAGCUUGUCGCCAUGAAGUACAUCGAAAGGGGCCAGCGGAUUGACGAGAACGUGGCGAGGGAGAUCAUGAACCACCGCUCGCUUCGCCAUCCCAACAUCAUCCGCUUCAAGGAGGUCGUGCUGACGCCAACGCAUCUGGCGAUUGUGAUGGAGUAUGCGGCCGGCGGCGAGCUAUUUGAGCGAAUCUGCGACGCCGGAAGGUUCAGCGAGGACGAGGCGCGGUAUUUCUUCCAGCAGCUCAUCUCCGGCGUCUGUUACUGUCACGACCGGCAAAUCUGCCACCGCGACUUGAAGCUGGAGAACACUCUGCUCGAUGGGAGCCCUGCUCCGCGACUCAAGAUCUGCGAUUUCGGCUAUUCCAAGUCGUCCCUGCUGCACUCGAGGCCCAAGUCGACGGUUGGAACGCCGGCGUACAUUGCCCCGGAGGUCCUCUCUCGCCGCGAGUACGACGGCAAGCAAGCAGAUAUUUGGUCAUGCGGAGUAACUCUUUAUGUGAUGCUUGUGGGAGCCUACCCAUUUGAAGACCAAAGAGAUCCUAAAAACUUCAGGAAGACAAUUGGGAGGAUAAUGUCUGUUCAGUAUAAAAUACCAGACUAUGCGCAUGUAUCGCAAGAUUGCAAGCAACUCAUCUCCCGCAUAUUUGUUGCCAAUCCAAUGAGGAGAAUUACCAUAAAGGAAAUAAAAAGCCACCCUUGGUUCCUGAAGAACUUACCGAGGGAGCUUACUGAGCCUGCACAAGCAGUGUACUACAAGAGGGACAACAAUGCUCCAACAUACUCCACACAGAGCGUGGAUGAGAUUAUGGAGAUAUUAUCGGAAGCUAGGACGGUGUUGAAACCAUCUCGAUCAAUCCCUGGCUUUGGCUGGCCUGAGGAAGAGUCGGAAGACGAAGACAAGGAGAAGCCAGAGGAAAAUGAUGAUGACGAAGAAGAAGAAGAUGAUGAUGAUGAAUAUGACAAGACGGUGAAGGCGGUUCAUGCUAGCGGAGAGUUCAAGGGUCAAUUGAACUAGUUGAACUAUUGAUCUUAUGUAAAUUAGAAUAUGAAACCAUUUUGCCUGCCAUUAUGCUAGCUGUAAUGUACUAUGGAUGAUUAUUUUGUUAAAGCCGCCCUGUAUUGGUGUGUGUUUAGCUAUGUGCUAUAAAGUAGAAGGAUUUUGUAAAUUAUUUAAGACAACAAAUUGGCUGCUUGAAGGGUAAGGAAAAGGUAAACUAAAUAAAGUUUAGGGAUUCAAUUC
Messenger RNA from Zingiber officinale, 1548 nucleotides. RefSeq names its product serine/threonine-protein kinase SAPK7-like. The record is from RefSeq and is a predicted model, not a curated record. Bases 232 to 1323 code for a protein of 363 amino acids. Gene Ontology annotation, biological process: intracellular signal transduction; protein phosphorylation. Gene Ontology annotation, molecular function: protein serine/threonine kinase activity; ATP binding. Lineage: Eukaryota; Viridiplantae; Streptophyta; Magnoliopsida; Zingiberales; Zingiberaceae. The transcript is spliced from 9 exons.